CACCAAUUCUCGUCGUCUGAUUCGAACACCCAAACGAAUCAGACAAUAGGCAAACACCAAACUUUAUCCUUUGAUUCGAAUCUCGAUUAGAAAGGAAGCCCUAAGGUGCAUUUAAAUCCAUUCUUAAACCAAUCUUGAAACCUUAAUCUACCAAAGAGGAUGCUAAUAUCGUGUUCCCUAGGGUUUCUAGAUUUUCAUUGAUCAUUUACUCAUAGAAUAUGAGCUUUCAUCGCCGGACUUUUUCAUACGAUAAGCUUCCUACCGAACCUAUUAGGCUCUCCGUUCUCAAACUAGAUGGCUCUUCCUUCGAUGUUCACGUAACGAGCUCGGCGAGCGUUAAGGAUCUUAAGCAUGCCAUAGAGACUGCCUUCAGCCACGUCCCCAAGAAGGGCCCCUCCAAGAUCUCAUGGCCACACGUGUGGGGGCAUUUCUGCUUGUGUUUUGGGGAUCAGAAGCUGGUCACCGAUACGGAGUGCAUCGGAAGUUAUGGGAUGAAGGAUGGUGAUGAGGUAAGGUUCGAGAACCAUGUGUCAGGCAAUGCCGUAUUGAACAAGGGAUACUCUAGAAAAUCCAAACAAAAGAACUCAGAGAGGGUAGGGCCAAAGGAUGAAGAUGAGGAAGCUAAUAGGAUAGAGGAGAUUGAUCAAGGCUCUUGGGAUGAUCUCGAGAAAGGAAGCUUAGUUAGGUACAAAGACGAUGGCUUAGAAACUUCACCAAGGGAACACAGGACUUGUAUGAACACUCUCCGAGGUUGCUGCUUUGCUUUUGGUUUAAAGGAGCUUUUUCGGUUUGGCAAUGAUAGAAGCUAUUACUCUUUAAGAGAUACUUGGAGAGACGAUUGAUUGCUUUCUAUUUGUAAGAUUUUUUGUCACACAGGAGACAUUUAAUUUUUGUAAUCAACAACAAAAUGAUCCAAGGAUCAUGUUUAUAUUACAAAGGAUAGUAUGUUCAGGGAAGCUUUAUACAAUGAUAAUCAGUACAGAUAGUGCCUUAAAACAAAAACAAAAAAGUGGAAAAACAGAGAUUUUGGCAGAAGACAACACAUAAAAAACAACUCCAAAGAGUUGUAAAUGGCGACUAAGAAGUUACACCGUCAUUGCCAAAAGCUCUACACGAGGAAAGAUGAAAGGCACUACCACAUACCUAAAACCAGAUAACAAGAACUCCCCACAAGAACACUAAA
Messenger RNA from Brassica oleracea var. oleracea, 1183 nucleotides. RefSeq lists its product as uncharacterized. Gene Ontology annotation, cellular component: U12-type spliceosomal complex. Gene Ontology annotation, biological process: mRNA splicing, via spliceosome. Bases 219 to 842 code for a protein of 207 amino acids. Lineage: Eukaryota; Viridiplantae; Streptophyta; Magnoliopsida; Brassicales; Brassicaceae. The transcript has 5 exons. The record is from RefSeq and is a predicted model, not a curated record.